AUGCGGCUGCAACGCAUCUUUCCCAGCAUGUACACGGCGCCGGACUCUGCGCCAGCUGAAUCGCGCAAGGCAACGCUCUAUUUGCUGCGCUGCAUUUUUCUAAUGGGCAUACGGACACCGCCUCAAAGAUUCUUUGCCAUCUAUUGCCUGUGGUCGUUUGCGCUAAAUCUAAGCUCCACAUUUUACCAGCCCAUUGGCUUUCUGACCGGCUACAUCAGUCAUCUGUCUGAGUUCUCGCCGGGUGAGUUUCUCACCUCGUUGCAGGUGGCGUUCAAUGCCUGGUCCUGCUCGGCCAAGGUGCUUAUUGUGUGGUCGCUGGUCAAGCGUUUCGAUCAGGCCAACGCCAUACUCGAUGAGCUGGACAAACGUUUGCUGGUGUCCAGCGAACGUGCCCGAUCACAUUAUGCUGCCGCCCGCAGCAAUCGCAUCUUCUUCAUGUACAUGACCGUGUAUGUGGUAUAUGCGACGAGCACAGCUAUCGUCGCUGCCUUCAUGGGUGUGCCCUCCUUUCAGAACUAUUAUCCUUGGCUGGAUUGGCGCGCCAGCCGUUGGCAGUUCUGGCUGCAGUCCGGUCUGGAAUACUUUGCCAUGUUGGGCGCCUGCUUUCAGGAUGUCUGUGUGGAUUGUUAUCCCGUCAAUUAUAUGCUGCCACUGCGCGCUCACAUGGCCAUCUUCAGGGAACGUCUGCGUCGGCUGGGCAACGACCCAGAGGAGAAGCCAGAGGAGCGCUACAAAAAACUCAUCGAUUGCAUUAAGCAUCACCAGGUGAUCCUGAGCUAUUGUGAUGUGUUACGUCCCCUGGUUGGCGGCACCAUUUUUGUCCAGUUUUUAGUUGUGGGCAUGGUACUGGGCUUUACGAUUAUUAAUAUUGUGAUGUUUGCCAAUUUCGGCUCACGCAUCGCGGCUUUUUCCUUUAUGUGCUGCAUUAUGCUGGAGACAACGCCUUUCUGCAUACUCUGUAACUAUCUAACGGAUGACUGCUACCAGCUGGCGGAUGCUCUAUUCGAAUCCAACUGGAUCGAACAGGAUAGGUUUUAUAAGAAAAUAGUUCUGCAGUUUUUGCAGACUCUACAGAAGCCCAUUGUUUUCAUGGCUGGCAACAUAUUCAGCAUUUCUGUGGCCACAAAUCUGACCGCCAUGAAAUUCUCCUUCUCUGUUUUUACGCUGGUCAAACAAAUGAAUAUAGCUGAGAAGCUGUCAAAAUCCACGAAAUUUGAACAUGAAGCAGAGCCAAUAUAA
Drosophila novamexicana is the source of this 1239-nucleotide messenger RNA. It is a transcript of the gene Or42a, whose product is annotated as odorant receptor 42a. Lineage: Eukaryota; Metazoa; Arthropoda; Insecta; Diptera; Drosophilidae. Gene Ontology annotation, cellular component: plasma membrane. Gene Ontology annotation, biological process: sensory perception of smell; detection of chemical stimulus involved in sensory perception of smell. The coding region runs from base 1 to 1239 and encodes 412 amino acids. The record is from RefSeq and is a predicted model, not a curated record. Gene Ontology annotation, molecular function: odorant binding; olfactory receptor activity. The transcript has 3 exons.